AUGGUUUGGUCCAUCCUCAACCACCAGAGCAAGGGUCAGUUCAAGCAAGAUGACGUCAACGCUCUCCAAGAGGUCAUUGAUGCCAGGACCAAGAGAAGCUCUGUCCAAGUGGGUUUCAACCUGGCAUCAUUCUCCAUGAAUUUAAUGAACCGGAUGCAACUAAAUUAUAUUGAGCGCCGCGCGGAUAAAGAUAGAGAAUUAUUAGCCAUUUCUAUGAAGGAAGGAGCAGCCAGACUCACAGUGUUCAAUGAACACUUUCAACGCACAACUAGCGUUAUAAUUAAUCAAGUAAAAAAGUUAACAAAAAUAUCGAUCAAACUAGCCCUGGAGAGGACUAGGUGGGAGGUUAGAUCAUUGAUCAACACCUUCCAAAUCGAGCUGACUGAUUUCCACUCAGCUCUGAUCGAUUUAAUGCAUCAUAAGACCAGCCCACUCCUCCUUGAUCCCAACCACUUAAAUCAGGCCUUUGCUCGACUCAAAGAGAGAGCAGUCGCAACUGACAUGCGACACCCGGUUCUUGAUGACGCCGGAUUAGUGUAUCAAUCCGAGGUAGAUACUCUAGUUAAAAAUAAUCAAUUGACAAUUUUUAUUCAUGUGCCCAUGUAUAAAGCGCCAUUGUUGGACAUGUAUAAAUAUCUCCAGACACCGAUUUUCUUGCAAGCUCCAUUGGCAAUUACCAUACAGACAGAGUUCAGCCACUUGGCAGUGAACAAAGAACGCUCAAUGGCGAAACAUUUCACUAAAGAAGAGCUGACAAAAUGCAAAAUCUUUGGAGAUAUUUGGCAUUGUCCAGAACGGAAUUUCCUCUCAAUUAAACCGGCCAAUCUUUGUUUAUUCAAUCUGUUCCAACAACAGAUCGAACAAGUAAAAGCAAACUGCAAAAACCAGUUGGAAAAAGUUGAAUUCUCAGCCACACAGCUGGGAAACAACAAAUUUCAACUCUCUUUGCCCGAAAAAGUAAACAUGACGAAAAUGUGUAAGAAUGACACAAACACGUCACUGCAGCUUCCAGAAGGAAAUUCCGUUAUCACUAUAAAAGAUGACUGUCCAACAGUCCAAGUUAUUGACCACGUGUUUUACCACAAUCCAAAAAUUGUGAUAAGACACGAACUCAUUCAUUUGCCUCUGUUAGCCAACAGGUCAAAUUGGCUAACGGAAAUUGACCGCUCGGUCAAUGAUCUGUUGUCAUCGUAUGACAGCAUGAUCAAAGUUGCCGAAACUGUCUCAUUUGGACAGUUUCUUGAAAAAAUUAACAAUGUAAAAAGUUAUCAAUUACCCCACAUUUAUACAAUAGUAGUCGCGAUAGGAACAAUCACAUUGAUUGUUUUAUCUACCACCAUAUUGGUGCUGUACAUAAAGAAAAAGCUCAAAAAGUUAAAAACGAAAUUGUCAGAACCUGAAGUUGCAGUAAAAUUUGUACAAAGUGUAGCCACAUGUCAACCUGUCAAUGCCUCUAUUUUCAUGACGCGAAGAAUAAAUGACCAAUGA
Molecule: messenger RNA, 1488 nt
Organism: Paramuricea clavata
Lineage: Eukaryota; Metazoa; Cnidaria; Anthozoa; Malacalcyonacea; Plexauridae
Source: the annotation of a GenBank genome assembly